Messenger RNA from Anopheles darlingi, 1612 nucleotides. It is a transcript of the gene Nipsnap, whose product is annotated as protein NipSnap. Gene Ontology annotation, cellular component: mitochondrion. Bases 299 to 1135 code for a protein of 278 amino acids. NCBI's taxonomy places the organism in Eukaryota, Metazoa, Arthropoda, Insecta, Diptera, Culicidae. The transcript has 6 exons. The record is from RefSeq and is a predicted model, not a curated record.
GAAGGUGGAUUCACACUAUACGUGUUUUUUGGUUCGAGAUUAUCCGUGCGAUUAAUUAAAGAAUUUCUUAUCGGUACGAUAAACAGCUGUUGGUCCCCAGAGAAUACAGCAAUCACCAUAAAUAGAAACCUUCCUGUCCGGGGGAUCAGCUGGUGGAAUCCGGAGUCAACCGUAAUCACGUCCUCUGCCGCUCCCGACGACGUAUCAGCGGACACGAACCUUGACCCUUUCAAGAAAGAGUGCAAAAGUGUAGCGACAAGAAUAUUCUCACUCGAUCAUCACCGGACAGCGGUAAAGAAUGUCUCUCGCCUCCACAAUCCGCGGCUGCACCCGCACCGUAUUCCUACGCCAGCAACCCAUUAGGACACUGUCGACGAGCGGCACCCUGUUGCGGGAUGGAUCGGAAUCUUCCUGGCUCAGCAAGCUGCUGGUCCGGAAGAUUGAACCCACCAAGGAAUCGCACAGUCGCAUGCUGAGCGAUAAGUAUGACAUCUACGAACUGCAUACGCACAAUGUUCGGCCGGAUUCGGUGGGCAAAUACCUGGAAAACUACAAAAAUACGGUGCAGAUCGUACAAUCGAAACAAAACCUGUCCAUGGAACUGAUAGGCUCUUGGAACGUGGAGGUCGGCGAUCUGGAUCAGUGUCUGCACCUGUGGCGCUAUACCGGCGGAUUCGAGAUGGUGGAUCAGGCAAAGCGUGAGCUCACCAACGAUAAGUCCUACGUGCAGCUCAUGCAGGAACGGGGCACCUUUCUGCGCUCCCGGCAUCUGCAAUAUCUACUAGCGUUCAGCUACUGGCCCCAGUUGAAGCUACGCGAGGGCAAGAACAUCUACGAGAUCCGUUCCUAUCGCCUGAAACCGGGCACGAUGAUCGAGUGGGGCAACAACUGGGCUCGAGCAAUCAACUAUCGCCAGAACAACGAUGAAGCGUUCGCUGGUUACUUCUCGCAGAUCGGUCGCCUUUACAAUGUGCAUCACAUUUGGUGUUACAAGGACUUGCAGGGCCGUAAGGAGACACGUGAAUCAGCCUGGCGAUCUCCCGGAUGGGAUGAGUGCGUUGCCUAUACCGUGCCUCUGAUCCGUGAGAUGCACUGCCGCAUACUAGCCCCGACGGAAUUCUCUCCCACCCAGUAAUGGUUACGAUUCGUGGUGAUCUUGGGUCAAUUAUUUCAAAAGGAACGGAAUCGCUGGCAUUAUGUUUUUCCUUUUUAUGAUUUUUCGGUUUUUGCUUUGUUCGUUACAAAACCUAAGUAGUCCGUCUGUUACAUUCUUCCUCUCCCAACGCAUUUCCACGGCUACUAGAAUGCAUUUACUCACCAAAAUGAAUAGGGCCAGUGCCUCGGCAGAGUGUGCUGUGAAGUAGCCCCCGUCGUCAUCAGAUGCACGUACAAAUCACACACAACGAAAGGUAUGCCAUGAUAUGGGCACAUAAUGGUCAUGCGGGAUGAUGGGUGCGUUGUUAGGGUCCAAGGAUGAUAGUACCACUACUCUCCCUCCCGCGGGAGGAACCGCUUUAGAUGUUUUGUUUCAAGUAUGAAUGUAAAGCGAUUAUCUAAUAAAAAAAAAGGUGCAUAGCAGAACACUAUAGGCACAAUCGAAUGGAAAAACUCA